This is a messenger RNA of Oldenlandia corymbosa var. corymbosa, 2332 nucleotides long. NCBI's taxonomy places the organism in Eukaryota, Viridiplantae, Streptophyta, Magnoliopsida, Gentianales, Rubiaceae. The record is from the annotation of a GenBank genome assembly.
CUUCAAAAGUCAGAAGUGAAAGCAUCUCUAGCUUAUAUAGUAUUCUAUCUCCUACCAGCUUAGCCGAAGCAUCAAAUCACCACCAUUAAAUUAAAACCAAAUUAAUCAAUCAAAGGGAAGGAAAUAGUGGAUGAAAAUGGUGAUCAGGAGUGGACUGCAGCUCAAUGUAACUGCACUUGUUAACCAGUUUUCGGGUCCAACCGGAAAGGUAAGGCAAGUUGAGGUAUGUAUGUACUGCGCAUUAGCCCUAAUUUCCGGCCUUGUAAUUUUCGGUUCUUUCAGACGUCGUACAAACAGUGGAUUUCUUAGUGGCUCCAUAACCGGAGCUUUUGUCUUGUCUUUCAACUUGAUUACCUUCACCAUUGGUCAAAUGCUCCCAACCUCUAUUAACAAUGUUUUUUAUCCUAUAUGGGCUGUUUACUUGGUUUUACUCUAUGGAAACCCUGAUAGUAUCACUGCAUAUAGUCUUGAAGAUAAUGAACAAUGGAGGAGGUCAUCUUUGACUUAUGUUAUCCAAAUGGGUUGGAUGGGUUGGGUGGUUGGCUCACAUGUUCAUGUUGAAUAUGUUGCACUCGGAGUGUUAACUUUUAUCAUGAUAUUUGUUUGUGCAUGGAAAAUAGCAGAAAGAACCGAUGCUCUUGCAUUUGCCAGCAAGAGCGGUGUGAUAAAAGGAACCAAACUUAUCGCGGAUUUCAUGAGGUACGAGCACGAAUUAGGUGAAUUACCCGCGGAUCCGGUCCAUAUGAGAGGUUACCAUUAUCUUGUGACCGGUGAGAACGCAAAAUUUGUGACUACUAGCUCCCUACAAGAUAUUGAAAGAUUAAACAUCACGCGUGAUGAAGUGAUUACAAUUGAGAAGGUUUGGAGUUGCAAUAGGAAACUUCUGAGCGCAGAUGGAGAUCCAGAUUCAAAGAUGAAGGAUAUAUGUCUCUCUUUUGCUUUGUACAAGCUUCUUUGUUGCCAUUUUGCUGGUUUUCCUUUUUCCCAAUCCUCACUUGACAAGCAAUGGGAAUUGAUUCGAGACGGGCUUCUCCAAAAUGUUGAAAACUAUGAGAGACCUUUUCGGGUAGUUGAAACUGAACUUGGAUUCUUAUACGAUCAUUUCUACACGAAGUAUGCUCUAUUCUUCAGAAAGCCAUUGAAUAAGUUAUAUCGAUUUGGCUGGAUUGUUGCUUCAAGUUAUCUUAUCCAACAUUUAUUUCUAACCCAGUAUGAAGAUUCAUAUGACUCACAGUUUUCUGAAGCUGCUGGAAAUCGCAAAGUAAAACAUAAGCUGGAUGAUUAUGUGCUUGCCACUAAUAUAAUUAUGCAAGUUGUGGUAGCCUUAGAGGUUUUACAGCUCAUUUUAUUCAUCAUCUCAAAUUGGGGAAAGCUAUUGUUUUUAUGCAAAUACGUGGAGAAAAAAUCAUGGAGGGAUAACGUGUUGUACGAGCAAGUUGUGAGAGUUCUAUGUAGCAUUCCAUGUCGAAAUCGUUGGGGAAGGCAACUCGGCCAAUAUUCCUUCUUCGACUCAUUUCAUCGAAGGCCUCCAAGGUUGAUGUAUAAUUACAUCACUAGAGAUCUUUUUGAUAAUCCUGGAAAAGGGUAUGGAGGAUGUACUUUUGUGAAGUUGCCUCCUGAUCUCCAGGUGGCAGUUCUUGUUUGGAUUAAGAGAAAUGGGCGUCGGUUUGCAAAAGGUAUUGAAUCAUUGAAUGCAAAUGGGGUGAAAAGCGAGGAGUUGUUUUUGGCUUGCAAGUACAAUACAACCACUCAAGUAAUAAUGGUAUGGCACUUAGCCACCCGUCUUUGCGAGAUCCAACAUAGAAGACCAUCGAAAGAGAAAAGCAUCGCCAUGAUAUUGUCAAAAUAUUGUGCCUACUUGGUUGUGUUUUCUCCACGAUUAUUACCGGAUCAUUCAUAUGUUACUGAAUGCACAUUUAAGAAGACCGUCAAAGAAGCAGAAAAGCUUCUGAAAGGCUAUUACAAGUCUACUGAGAGAAAGUAUAGUAGAAUUAGGGCUUUGGCUGAUGUAUUAACGCCUUUACAAAACAUGUCUACCAUAGAAGCUAGUGCCAGGGUUUCCAAAUUGUUGGUAGAAGAAGUUGGAGAUGACGUAGAUAGGAUGUGGAGAAUGUUGGCAGAUUUCUGGACUGAGAUGUUGUUGUUCAUUGCUCCUUCAGAUGAUCUUUCAGCUCAUGCUGAACAUUUGGCUCAAGGAGGAGAGUUUAUCACACACUUGUGGACUUUGCUUUUUCAUGCUGGUAUUGUCAAGAGAGAUCAUAUUGAUGAUGUGUGUAUAUAGUCUAAUUUUCACGAUUAGAGCAAUAUUCAAUCAUCUGCAAUAGUAGUGCUG